UCAUCUGUACCACCAUGGCCCCAGCGUUGACCAUCCCUGAGCCUCUGCCCGACAACGCGAACAUCAAGCAUGAGGAUACCCCGUCGGUGAGGGCUACUGCUAUUCUGCAUAGGACGCCCUGGAGGCCUCCUGUAGCGGUCGCUGCCGACGGACUGUAUGUCACCCUGGAAGAUGGUAGGACAGUCCUGGACGCGGUGGGAGGCGCGGCAGUUGCGUGCAUUGGGAAUGGCCAUCCUGAGGUCAAGAAAGCUCUGAAAGAGCAGGUCGACAAGAUGUCCUAUGUGUACAACAUGCAGCUAUCGAAUGAACCGGCUGAGGCAUUGGCAAGAUUCUUGAUCGAUUCUGGCAAGGGAGCGUUCGAACUCUGCGGAUUUGUUUCUGGAGGUUCCGAGGCCAUGGAAGGCGCCAUCAAAUUGGCCCAGCAAUAUUUCUACGAGACAAAGCAACCGAAGCGGAAGAACUUCAUCGGUCGGCACUUGUCUUUCCACGGGAACACGGUCACGACUUUGUCUCUUGGGUACCACCCCACGCGUAGGGCACCAUACGACGCCAUAAUAAACCACGAGAGAUUCCACCAUGUUUCUCCGGCAUAUGCGAAACGGUUUCAGAAGCCUGACGAGACCGAGGAACAAUACGUCGAAAGACUGAGGCAAGAGCUCGAGGAUAAGUUCCUUGAGCUGGGCCCGGACACCGUAGUUGCAUUUGCUGCAGAGACGGUAGUUGGGGCUACCACUGGGGUUGUACCUGCGCCGAAAGGCUACUUCAAAGCGAUGAAGUCGGUAUGCGAGAAGUACGGCGCUUUGUUUAUUCUGGAUGAAGUGAUGAGCGGCAUGGGACGAAUGGGUACCCUGCAUGGCUGGGAAAGCUUUGGUGACGGCGUCGCACCCGACAUCCAAGCGGUCGCGAAGGGACUUGGAGGAGGCUAUGCAUCUAUCGGUGCAGUCCUCAUGUCUAAGCGCGUCGCGGAUGGCUUGCGGGACAACAGUGGCUUCUGGAAACACGGCCACACAUAUCAGGCCAAUCCACUAGCAUGUGCCGCCUCCUUGGCUGUGCAAAAGGUUAUCGAGAAGGAGAACCUGCUCGAGAACUGCCGAGCUCAGGGAGAGUACCUUUCAGGUCUGCUACGGGAGCGCCUGCAGUCGCCGAACGCGCCCGCCGCCCCUUUCACGUUCGACAUCCGCGGCAGUGGCGCGUUCUGGGGCAUUGAGUUCGACUUUACCGGCCCCGAGGCUGCAAGAGUGGAUUUCCGAGGCCAUCAGUUUGCGAUGCUCGUACAGGCGAGAGCGCUUGAGAAGGGCCUCGUUGUUAUGGGCCUGACGGGCGGCGCGAACAUAGAAGGCACGAAGGGCGAUCACUGCAUUAUUUCUCCUGCAUACAACGUCACGAAAGAACAGGUCGACACGAUAGUGAACGUCUUUGUCGAGAGCGUCGAGGAGAUAUUGAAGGAAUAUUCGGUAGUCAAGGCCGCAAAACAGAAGGAGAAAGAGAAGGGUAAGGAACGCGAUUCUACCGAGCAGUCGUCUUCCUCUGCAGCUACAUCCGACGUCUCGCGGCCGACGCGCGCUAGUAAUAGUGCUUCCGUACUGAAGCGUGCCCGAGAACGCAGCACCGGCAAGGGAAAAGCGAAAGAGUCCGCUGACGAAGCGUCCGCGCGCGCAAACAAGAAGGCUCGUCGUGCCACGUUCCCAACUGCAAACCCAGGAGUAACUAUCAACGAACCCGAGCGGGAUACCAAGGGAAAGAAGCGCGCAGCACCUGAAGGUAAUUUUGAGGAGGAACCCUCCACCGCGACCGCGUCUGCGCCGAGCAAACGUCUCCGAGCCACUAGCGCAUACUCCUUACGAUCUAGAGCCGAUUCCAGCACUUCAUCCCCCGUCGAAAUGCCCAAGAAGAUGAGCCGAUCUCUCACCGCAAAGGGAAAGGCACCCACAAAGUCGAAAGCUAUGGCCGUAGCAAGCUCCUCGCGUGCGGAGGACGAGGAUGUGGAGAUGAUGAGUGCAGAGCUCAAGCGAGAGAACUCUGAGUACGAUGACCAUAUGCAGGAAGACCAUGAAGAGGACGACGAACACCAGGAGAGUGGUGACGACCACUGCGAACCGGAUGUAGAAGAGCCUGGUGGAGAAGACGAUGAAGGCGAGCUCCCGAGAGACGAUAGCCGUGGCCCAGGAGGUCUGGACGAGUCCGCGGCAAUGGCGAUCUUUGGCGACUUCAGAGGUUUCGGCUCGUACAUGAUGGGCUUAUCCUCACGGCUAAAGACCAUGCUGAACAACAUCAAGAUGACUGCUGAUCCCACCACGCGUCUCGUAACCUUGCAGGAACUCAGCGAGCUUCUCAGUAUCAGCACAGAAGAUACUCUGGCUGGCUCAUUCCAGGUGGAACAGUACGUGGCUGCCCUGGUUAGGAUUCUAGGUGGCUCUGGCAACGAUGAAGACGAUGAGGAUGGGAAUGAAGACAGGGACGACCAGGAUGAAGACGCCGCGCUCGCAGCUGCCCUAGCUAUGAGCACUGGGGGCUCGACUUUCCAAGGCGAUGAGAAUCUGGAGGCCCAAGUGCUGGCAUGCCGAUGCCUGGCGAAUCUGAUGGAAGCCUUACCUGGUGUCGCUCACACUGUCGUUUACCACGGGGCAAUACCUGUGCUCUGUAGCAAGUUGAUCGAGAUAUCUUACAUCGACCUGGCCGAGCAGACGUUGAGUACUCUGGAGAAGAUAUCGGAGGAAUUUCCCAGUUCAAUCGUUCGCGAGGGUGGUCUGGCUGCACUUCUGAACUAUCUUGACUUCUUUUCAAUUGCCGUCCAGCGGACCGCUUUGCAAGCUGCAUCCAACUGCUGUCGGAAUAUUUCACCCGAACACUUCCCUAUGAUCCGCGGUGUUUGGCCCAUCAUACGAAACUGCUUGUCGUACUCCGACCAGCGUCUAGUCGAGUUCGCCUGUCUCUGCGUCAUCCGCGUCAUCGACUCGUACUACCGUUCUUUCCCAGAGAAUCUCGAGGCACUCGUCGACACUGAACUCAUCAAAGCUGUCAACCUGUUACUGUUGCCUGCUGGUGGAUCUCCCUUGAUCGCACCAAACACGUUCACGCUCUUGCUUCGCGCUUUGGCAACCUCGGCUCGAUCAAGUCCCAAGAUCGCUGUAGCUUUACUGGAAGCCGACAUCGUAGAUACGUUGUAUCAGAUAUUGACUGGCGUACUCCCCUCGACACAUCAGAGUGAUGAACAGGGGAACGCAAGCAGUGGACAGGGUCUUGGCGGAGGCGUCGCAGACAUGACAGUUAUGCAAAACCUUGCUCACAGGCCGAAGGAGCAGGUCGAGGAAGCACUCAGUCUCGUGUCGGAAUUGAUGCCGCCCUUACCCAAAGACGGUGUCUUUGACCACAAAGGAUAUACAGAGAAGUCGUUGGCUAGGAUGGUAAAGGCGAAAGCUAAGGCCGAACGAGCGGCAGCUCGUCAGCAAGCACAAGCAACGCUGAACGCUAUUGUCGGUUUAUCCACUCCGAGCGGAUCGGGCCCUGUCACGCCGGCAGCCGAGGACCAUCCAGCGGGGGAUGCAACCCCGAUGGACGUUCAGGAUGGUGAGGAUGGUGGAAGUGCGGCACCUCCAGCCAAGGAACCUGUUCCCGACCGGACGGAGCUGUUACGCUCCAAACCUGUUGUUGUUGGACGUUUCAUGGAGCUGAUUGUUCCCGUCCUUGUCGACAUCUACGCUGCGAGUGUCAGCCCGUCUGUCCGAAUCAAGACGUUGACUGGCUUACUCAAAGCUGUCAGCUUCCUUGACGAGACCGAGCUGAGGGCUGUCCUGACGUCCGUCCCAAUAGCCAGCUUCUCCUCAUCAGUGCUCUCUGCCAGGGAUCACCCGACGCUUGUGAUCGCGGCCUUGCAACUGAUCGAGUUGCUUCUGGUCAAGCUCCCCGGAGAGUAUCGGCCGGCCUUCAGAAGGGAGGGUGUCUUCCACGAAAUUGAGGCUCUGGCCUCCCGUAAUUUGAUUUCGCCGGCGAAGUCAAAGGAUAAGGACAAAGACAAGGAGAAGGAAGUAUCUGAUACCCCCUUGGUCGAUGCUCCAGCGCCUCCGCCGAUGCAUAUGCCCGCUGCUCUCGUCUCUUCCAUCCCUGGUUAUAAGAAGCUAUCGUCGCUUUCUCUCGACCCUGAAGAUGCUAUCACGCUGCGGGCUCGGGUUUUACGCUUCAAGUACCUGAGCUCGGGCGCAGACGAAGCGGGUGAUAACGUCCUUGCUAACCUUCGUCGUUUCGUGGCUCGUUUGUCAAGUAGCGACGCUUCGGAGACCGAACUCACCACCAUCCUUGAGGAGCUUGCGCAUCUAUUCAUUUCGCCCAAGUCAUCUGUAUCUAGCUUUGAACUACUUCAAAGCGGGGUAGUUGAUGGCUUGCUAGCUUUUGCGACAGAGGAAGGUCGAAGUGUGAGCACCUCGCGGCGCCGUGAGCUGCUGUUCAGGGCGUUCUCUCUAUCGGAUAGCAAAGCUGCGUCUUCUACGUCCGCACCGCUCACCGUGCUGGUGAAGAAGCUGCAGGAAUGCCUUACGCGGAUGGAGCCCUUUGAAGUCACUACUGUUUCUCAGGGUAUCGAUGAUUCGAAACGUAGUUCCCCGUCCCUCCUGGCUCGGCAAUUACGUCUGCGUCUGGUGGCUGCGGAAGACUCAGAUAUUCCUCGGAACCUCAAUAACAUUGUAGUUUCAAUCCACGCAAUAGCUACAUUCCAGGCUCUGCACGAUUACCUUCGGCCUCGUGUUGCCGGCAUUAUGGGAGGCGGGUCUCGAUUGUCAGGGAUGCUUGCUGCUUUAGCUGCCUCUGGUCUUUCGCCUGGUUUCGCUGGCCGGUCGCUCGCGGCCGAGCCCAGGGCUCCUCGGCUCCCAGAAGCAUCGUCCACACGUGAUCCUGCCCCUGCUUCGUCUUCGACGGACCAAGCGUCCGCUGAAGCUGCCGUAGGUCGUCGGCGAAGCUUGCGUCUUAGUGCUAAGAAGCAGGGCGCCGCUGCCGCGGCUGAGAGUGGCGCGGCGGAUGCUGUGUCGGACUCAGGCGCUGCAGAAUCGACGGCGCCCUCAGAGCCUCCCGUAUCACAAGCGUCUGCGACUGCAGCGUCUUCUGCGGGGGAGCCAGCUCCUAGUGAGACGCUUGUAAAUGAGGAGGAUGAGUUUGCUGCAGACUUUACUGAUGACGAGGUUGACGCCGAAGUCUUUGACGAGGAGAUGGACGAGGAGCACACAGUCUCCGAAGAGAAGACUGUCACCCUCUCUGUUUCAGGGGAUGGUUCCAAGGUAGAGGCGCAAACCCCAGAAGGCACCCGGAUAGCUACGCCCAACCCAGCCAAGGAGCCUAUUCCAACAUCUGUUUCAAGAGGAGCUCCGAGUACCAGGUCAUAUGCUGCUGCACUGAAGACUAAACCCACCGACUGGCACUUGGAGUUCUCAAUGGAUGAUCACCCUCUCCCGUUGGACCUCACUAUCUACGGUGCGAUCCAUCAACAUGAGGUGCGUAAGAAAUCAGGGCCGGCCGUCCCACCCAGUCUUGUAUGGCAAGGCAUAUACACUGUGAAGUUCAAGAAAGUCCCUGGACCUUUACCCUCGAAUGAAUCUCGAGGCGACGGUGAUCUGUCGUCGAAGAGUCGCUCGUCAAGUCCAACUCUCUCUUCGCUUCCUGAGGAUGCACCCCAUACCAACAUUCUGAGGCUUCUGCGCGUGCUACAUCAGCUAAAUGCUUCCGAAGCUGAGCGAUCCAGAUACGACGGGCCCAGGCGCUCCCUCCCUGAAUCGUCUUUCGUCAACAACAAGCUGACAGCAAAAUUGACUCGUCAACUAGAGGAGCCCAUGAUCGUGGCUAGUUCAUGCUUACCUGACUGGGCGCUGGACCUCCCUGUGCAUUUCCCUUUCCUUUUCCCCUUCGCCACUCGUUACAAUUUCUUGCAGUCGACAUCGUUCGGUUACGCGCGUCUUAUUCUGAAAUGGCAAACCCAACAGAGUCGCGGCCAGGACAGCUCUAGGCGAGACGAUAGCAUCGCUUUCUUAGGACGGCUACAGCGUCAGAAAGUCAGGAUCUCCCGCAAACAUAUCUUGGAGUCUGCGGUCAAAGUUUUCGAGCUUUACGGGUCCUCUUCUUCCAUCCUAGAAGUCGAAUACUUUGAGGAAGUUGGCACGGGUCUCGGACCGACUCUAGAGUUCUACUCGCUCGUGUCUAAGGAGUUUGCAAGGCGAGACCUAAAAAUAUGGCGUGAUGAGGACCCAACAAACCCUGGCGUUUAUGUUCACCACCCCAGUGGAUUAUUCCCUGCUCCCAUCAGCUCAGACGAUAUCGCAAACGAUGGAGGACAGAAACGUACCCACAUCUUCCGCGUGAUUGGGCAGUUUGUAGCCAAGGCUAUGUUAGACUCUCGGAUCAUAGACUUGUCGUUCAACAAGAUCUUUGUUAAGCUCGUGCUCGGAGAGCAUGUUCCGCUGACCGUUGAAUCAUUGAAGCACGUUGACGUUGAAUUGGCCCAGUCAUUGAUCAAACUACGUAGUUUAGCAUCGUCAGCCGGAAGCAAGCAGAAACUCGUUCAGGAAUCUGUGAGCGUAGAAGACCUCGCUCUUGACUUCACGGUUCCCGGUUAUGACAUCGAGUUGCGACCUGGUGGCAGGGAGAUUCCUGUUACCUCUGACAAUGUGGAGGAUUACAUCGAGGCCGUCAUUGAUGCUAUCAUCGGUAAAGGCGUCCAGCGCCAAGCUAAAGCCCUGCGAGAUGGAUUUUCGAAGGUGUUCCCCAUAUCCGAUUUGCAGGCCUUCUCUGCCGACGAAUUGGUGAUGCUCUUUGGAAACUCCGAUGAGGACUGGAGUAUCGAAACUUUGAGUGAGGCGCUGAAGGCUGAUCAUGGCUUCAACGUCGAGAGUCGGGCUAUCCGCAAUCUACUCGAGAUCAUGUCAGAGUUCGAUGCCCCAAGUCGUCGAGAAUACCUCCAGUUCAUCACUGGUAGUCCAAAGCUACCCAUAGGUGGAUUCCGCGGUCUCAAUCCUCCGCUUACCGUAGUGAGGAAGCCGCACGAAGCUCCACUGACGGCCGACGACUAUCUGCCGAGUGUUAUGACUUGCGUAAAUUAUCUCAAGUUGCCCGACUACACGACCAAGGCUAUCAUGCGGGAGAAGCUGCUUAUUGCUAUGAGAGAGGGUGUGGGGAGUUUCCACCUAUCAUAGUAGAUUCAAGACAUGCCUUAUGUACGGUAUUUUUGUUCUCUUUCUUGUACACCUAUCGCAUUCGUUACGCCAUCGCAUUCCUCCAUGUGCUUCUAUCGUCAUGUUUAUUAGAGUGCAUCUUACAUAGGCAAUCAUUCACAAGGACUUUGCAUAUCUUGACAAACUCGAUUUGUUGAGCGUCA
This is a messenger RNA of Gloeophyllum trabeum ATCC 11539, 7351 nucleotides long. RefSeq lists its product as uncharacterized. Gene Ontology annotation, cellular component: nuclear speck. The record is from RefSeq and is a predicted model, not a curated record. The transcript has 22 exons. Gene Ontology annotation, molecular function: ubiquitin protein ligase activity; transaminase activity; pyridoxal phosphate binding. Gene Ontology annotation, biological process: proteasome-mediated ubiquitin-dependent protein catabolic process; protein polyubiquitination. Bases 15 to 7169 code for a protein of 2384 amino acids. NCBI's taxonomy places the organism in Eukaryota, Fungi, Basidiomycota, Agaricomycetes, Gloeophyllales, Gloeophyllaceae.